GGUGGCACGGCAGGCGGAGGGCGAGGCAGCGGAGCAUCGGACGGUGGAGAGCGGCGAGGCACAAAUCUUCUUGGGGAAGGAGACGGCGGAGGACAGAAGGGAGAGCUCACCGCCGACGUCCAAGCCCAAGCCCCGUGGUGGAACAAGAGACCAAAAAUGGUUGUGGAAGGAGAUGCAGCUCCUAGUGAAGGAGGGGGAUCUGCAAACCAUUCUUCUAGGUGGAACUCGAAACGACCCACCGAGCGGCAGACGCGUCGUGUUGAUAUCGACGAGGAGGCAGAGGAUGAUGAGGUUGCUUACCAAUUCUGCUUUGUGAAAUGGUGUAAACGGAAGGCAACCACGCAGGUUGGAGUUGUAGAUGGAGCUGGCACAUCGUCUGCAGCAGCUGCUGAGGGUUGUGGUCUCAUUUGUCUUUUAUCGGGCACUCUUCAGUUUUCGGGUUUGAGUAAGUUUUCUUCAGUGCCCAUUCUUAAUUGUCUUGUCAUCUACUAUCAUUUGAUAUUGUUUGUAGAUGUGAUGAUUUUCAUUUGCAUGGUUGAUUUUGCAUUGAUGGUGAAUUUCGAGCGCAACCAAACUAUAAAUCAGUCACCUCUCUUGAUUUUGUACAUGAUGAAUGGAAAUUGUAUUGUAGCAGCCAUAGGCACAAAGCACACUUGUGCUGAUGGUCCCAGUACCCUAUUUUUGUUAGCUAUUCAGAAACGAUGUUAGUUACAUUACUUACUAUGGUUUAACUAUGGUCGUUAUUUCUUGGUCCAUGGCUUUUGUUAAGUCCUCAACCUUUAUUGACCAUUUCUUGAGUAUUCAGUGUGUUUUAUCUCACCAGGAAUUAGUGUGUGCUUCUUCAGUCUUUUCUCUCUGUUUUCACUCUCCAGGUUGAUUUGUGGUUGUAGAGUGUGAUUCUACGGUCGAUGUACAAUCCUGAAUUCGAGGACUAGUAAAUUUGGUACUUUGGCCAACAAGAUCAGUAUCUGUCUUGUCUUCCAUUGGCGAGCUAGUGGUGUCAUGCAAUUCACUCUAGCAUGGUAUGUUUGAACUCGUCUAGUUGGGAAAAUUGUACCAUCUAAUUUUCAGUCUUACUCUUGUUUUUGUUUCUUCAGUUCCUCUGUCCUCAUUCUCUCUUUCUUUGGACAAUAGAACUUCUGUAUUUUUUUUCUCUUCUACAAGUAUCAAAUUCACAAUAAUGCAAACAUUUUUAAGUACUCAAUCAACUCAUAAAACUUUGAUUUUACCCAACCACUUCAUACAACCACUCACCUACUAAUGUUGUUUCUGUCACAUUAUUUUUCUCUCUGAACCAUUAAAGGCCCUUUUUAUGGUUGAUAUUUGGCUUGUAAUGUGCUAUAAUCUGUCAAACACUACUAGCAAAAAGGCCCGUGCGUUGCAACGGGAGAAAAAAAUACCACAUGCUCUUCAUUUACAAAAAAUGGUCGAUAAUCUGUGAAUUUGCAGCUAUUGCCAAAAAAAGAUGGUCUUAACCUAUAAAAGCAUAUCAUAUUCAGAUUCUACAUAUUUUCCUAAUCAAAUUCCAUAUAUAACAUAUUAAAUUUGGAGUUAUGGUUUAGAAGAUAUGAGUAUUUUAAAAAACAUUUGAUAUGUAGUGCGGGUUUAAUGUCAGAAAUAUUAGGAGGUUUUCUAUAAAAUAGCAAAAUGGACUAAGAAUACCUAUUUAUUUUAUUAGUAGGUAUAUACUUUAGAUGUUCUUCAUUUAUUUUGCUUAUAGCCAUAAGUUGCUCUGGAGAACACUCAGUGUGGGCACCUUUUUGCGAGAACCUGCACGCUUAAGAUGAGGGCAUGGGGGGCGCCAUUUUUGUGCAUUGCUUAACCAAAACUAAAAUAGAGUUGUCCUCCAUGGUAAUAUACUUGUCAUGAUGCCUUUUUACUUCCUUUUUUUAGCUUCUGGUCAUGAAGCUUUUUGUGUUACAUUUUGUAACAUGUUUUGCAUCUGUUUAUUGUGUCGCAUAAGUUUCCAAAUGAACUUGGUUCUGAGCUAAAUAAUUUUUGCAGGUUUCAGCGUAGCUUUUGAAUUUUCCAACAUUUAAGUCUAUCUAUCCUUUUAUUUUUACACAUUUUGCCCAAGUUUUUGUGUUACUAUGUUUCUUUUCCCACCAACAUGAUUGGGAAAAUUUCAUAUGUGAUCAUGCAACAAGAUUCUGUUGGAGGUGGGCGUCCUCAACCCAGUUUUGCAGAUUGUGAACAUGAGCCAGCGAGGGGUUGUCAAGCAAAUCAUUUGGUUCCCAGGAGUGGUUUACUCACGCUGGUGAUGGUGGGAGGUCAAUACAGGAGGGCUAAAUAAGCUACUUGUAGUUGGGUAUACUUCAAAUCCUGAUGGAAGAAAUAAUUCGCAGAGGCUCAUCUCUAGAUAGGGCUUGUCAUGCAAAUGGCUUUCCAUGACUAUCAAACACCUUUUGCCGCCUAAGUAUGGGGAUUGUUGUCUUGUAGUUCAGUUAUGUCAGUUUUUGAAGGUCAGAUUGUCAUGUUUUGCUAUCUAUGGUCAGACGGCAAAACUUGCAGUGCAUGUGUUGGUUUCAUCGGAUC
Triticum dicoccoides is the source of this 2535-nucleotide messenger RNA. RefSeq lists its product as uncharacterized. Bases 157 to 708 code for a protein of 183 amino acids. The record is from RefSeq and is a predicted model, not a curated record. Lineage: Eukaryota; Viridiplantae; Streptophyta; Magnoliopsida; Poales; Poaceae. The transcript is spliced from 6 exons.